CGGAUCUGAGGAAUGCGGCGUUCUCACAGAUAUAAACGCUUCCAUCGGGCACACGCAUUAACGCCACAGCCUGAACAGGAAACAAACUACGCGAUCCUCACAGCGAUUGACAUUUAGUCAAAAUGGUAAAAUACAUCGAAAAUCAGGCUCAAUUUGAUCAGGCCUUGAAGGAUGCUGGUGGCAAGCUGGUUGUGGUGGACUUCACCGCUACAUGGUGCCCUCCCUGUCGGAGCAUUGGUCCGAAAUUUAAAGGUCAUUCGGAGAACCCAGAGUUCAGCAGUGUUGUGUUUCUGAAGGUGGAUGUGGAUGAAGCUUCGGACGUUUCAGAAAACUGUAAGAUCGGCAGCAUGCCAACAUUCCACUUCUACAAAAAUGGGAAAAAGAUAGAUGAAUUUUCCGGGGCAGAUGAAAACAAACUGUUGAAGAAACUGCAUCAACAUAAAUGAGUCUUCCCUUCCGACCAUGGGCUGUCCUCCAUCAAUCAGCUAAUAUUCCAAAGUUACUUCUGAAUAAAAUUCAAUUUUGUAUACAAUACACCCUGUGUACCUUUCAGAACUUUAUAUUAAAUUAAUUAAAUACAUACCAUUCUUA
This is a messenger RNA of Conger conger (European conger), 591 nucleotides long. RefSeq names its product thioredoxin-like. The record is from RefSeq and is a predicted model, not a curated record. The coding region runs from base 123 to 446 and encodes 107 amino acids. NCBI's taxonomy places the organism in Eukaryota, Metazoa, Chordata, Actinopteri, Anguilliformes, Congridae. The transcript is spliced from 5 exons. Gene Ontology annotation, molecular function: protein-disulfide reductase activity.